AUGUCUCGGAAUACGUCGCCGACUGCUGUUCUCGGAUCAGAGGGCUACAAGGCGAAUGCUAGCCGGAGGCGUGCAAAAGAGUGUUUCGCCGAAAGACUGGUGCAGGCCAACCUCUGGGCUGGCUGUCUAGAAACGCUGGCUGACGGGAAUGCCAGUCUGACCUCUGGCGCCGAGUUCGGCGACAAGCAGCAGCCUGCAGGAAUCGUGACAUGUGUGAAGACAGGGGGGAACCGCGCAGGCGGCUCAGGGGACAAGGAACCACCAAGCAGUGGAGACGCGGCUGCAGGCCCCAUUACGGCCUUCACACCACCUGGCUCUAGCAUAAGCAUAUUUUUGACGCUGACUACGUUGGCUGCCGUGGAGGCGCAUGUCGUGGUGGAGAGUAAAGCGGACGCCCUGUUGAAGAAAAAAAUGAGCUACCGAAAAGACAAGCUAUGUAGGGGCCGGGUACGAACGGUGCAAGAGGGCGCCAAGAUGCAGGCCGAUAUCCGAGUGAAAUGUUCAAUCGACAAAGCGUCCUCCCCCCCGCACCCCCAUCUGGGCCAAGCCCGAGGCGCCUCACCAAUGGAGGUCUCUGCCCUGUUCAUGUGGCUCGACUUCACCCUUAUCGUCCUAGCUCCAAUUUCUUCAUCUGGCGUCUACACCGCUCCCCAGCGUCCAGCAACUUCUGCGGAUCCCUGCGUAGCAACACCUUCUUCAUCGUCCCCUCACCUGCCACCGUCCAUGUCGAAGCCACAUUUUUGUCUCUGUUGGAAGAGGAACUCUCCCUUCUUAGCGAUGAUCACUGGCCACGGGGACACAGGCGUCGGCACGCCCUAA
This is a messenger RNA of Besnoitia besnoiti, 819 nucleotides long. RefSeq lists its product as uncharacterized. The transcript is spliced from 5 exons. The record is from RefSeq and is a predicted model, not a curated record. NCBI's taxonomy places the organism in Eukaryota, Apicomplexa, Conoidasida, Eucoccidiorida, Sarcocystidae. Bases 1 to 819 code for a protein of 272 amino acids.